UCUUUCUCUCUCUCUCUCCCCUCCAUGUUUUAAGAGUAGCACUCGCACACACAAACUCUUCUCAAAUAGCUAGAGGAGUCAAGAAAGGUUUGUGCAUGCUGGUGGGUUAUUUCCAUGACCCAUUUGCAGAAAACCUAAUAGUACAUCAUUCCAUUCUUCAUCUCUUGCCUUUCCUUUCUUGGUUAUGUGUGGUUUGCCUAUUAACCUAACAUAUAUAGUGUGAUCAUUACCAUAUAUACAUAUAUAUAUAUAUAUAUAUAUAUUAUCAAUGACACAUUCUCAGUUAAUUAUACAUUAAGCAUGCAAAUGUAUAUGCCUUAACAUCAUCGAUCUUCCUCCUGAUUCUCCCUAACUCCCACCUAUUUUUUCUCUCUCUCUUGAGGUUAAAUAUUACAUUUUCUGUGAAAUGGAGGUUCUGGACAAAACCAGAUCAAUUUUGACAAUAGGAGGCAGGCUUAUUAAUGAAGUCCUGAGCUUCAUUGUGUUCUCUAUUCUAGACCUUCUUGAUAUCCUUCUAUGCUAUGUUUACAAGGCUUUCGAUUUCUUCAUUGAAGCCGAAUGGAAGCCUUGUUAUUGCUCUUCCGCGAAAGAGGCCAUCACUAGCAGUGGACAAAUCUUGGUCUCCGAACGAGGCGAGUCCAAGAUUGUUUGCCUCAGUUCUAGCAAAUUGCAGCUUGAGGAGAUCUCAGACACACUCUACACCCGUCCAUCUUUGGUGUCUGAUGUCUCCAAAUCUACCGUUAGCGAGCUCAGGAGGCUGAAGAUGGAGAAGACCAUGAUACAUUCUUGCGAGAAGGUCAAGAAAGGGUCUGUCCGAUCCACAUUCACCAUCAACUCUACCAUCGUGGAAAUCUUACAGGGGAAGAUGGGAGGGCAGCAAUCUCAACCCAUUCCGAGAUGGUCUGAUUGUGAUUGCAAAACUUGCACUUCUUGGACCUCCUCUUGCAAAGAAACACUCUUUGUCCGAGCUGAGGGACCAAAAGAUAAUGUGCAAGAAGAUGUGCUGUUCAUUCAUGGUUUUAUUUCAUCUUCCGCAUUUUGGACGGAGACAUUGUUUCCGAACUUCUCUCGGUCAGCUAAAUCCAUGUACAGGCUAUUUGCGAUCGAUCUGCUCGGUUUUGGGAAGAGUCCCAAGCCAACUGACUCCCUUUACACCCUGAGAGAGCAUUUGGACAUGAUUGAAAGGUCUGUGAUUGAGCCACACAAACUGAAAUCUUUCCAUAUAGUGGCACACUCUUUGGGGUGCAUUUUGGCUCUUGCACUUGCCGUAACGCAUCCGGGGUCUGUUAAGUCAUUAACUCUUAUUGCACCACCAUAUUUUCCAGCACCAAAGGGUGAACAAGCCACACAAUAUGUGAUGAGAAGGGUAGCACCGAGGCGCGUGUGGCCAGUGAUUGCUUUUGGCGCGUCGAUUGCUUGCUGGUAUGAGCACAUCAGUCGGACAAUUUGCUUGUGUAUCUGCAAGAACCACCGGUUGUGGGAGUUUCUCACCAAACUUAUCACCAGAAACAGGAUAAGGACAUAUUUGAUUGAAGGGUUCUGUUGUCACACACACAACGCAGCAUGGCAUACCCUACACAACAUUAUUUGUGGGACUGCUGGUAAAAUUGACGCAUACUUGGACGCACUUAAGGACACCCUAAAGUGCGAUGUCAAUAUAUUCCAUGGCAGAGAUGAUGAACUCAUCCCAGUUGAAUGCAGCUACAAUGUACAGUCUAGGGUACCUCGUGCCCGGGUUAAGGUGGUCGAAAAGAAAGAUCAUAUCACGAUUGUCGUCGGAAGACAGAAGGCUUUCGCUAGGGAACUUGAGCAAAUUUGGAGGAAUUCAAGGGGCUAAAGGGCUUAUGUUGGCGCUAAGAAGAGAAUAUUUGAAGUACCAAGUCACCAUAAAUUUCUAUCUAGCCAAAAACAUGGAUAUAGAUAGUCUGAAGUUCGCAAGUUUUUUUUCUUUUUUCUUUUUGGCUUCGCUUUUCUUCUCUUCAUGAAGUGUGAAGUUUUUAGUUAGAUCCUGUGAAAUAUUACCCAUUAUUGUUGGGGUGUGAAUGCUUCAUAUUGUUACUUAAUUUAAUAACCAACCCAGAAAAAAAAUAAAAAAAAAAUUCCCUAAGAUAUCCACUUUAUUUAGUUAA
This is a messenger RNA of Cornus florida, 2129 nucleotides long. Its product is annotated as probable lysophospholipase BODYGUARD 3. NCBI's taxonomy places the organism in Eukaryota, Viridiplantae, Streptophyta, Magnoliopsida, Cornales, Cornaceae. The coding region runs from base 407 to 1837 and encodes 476 amino acids. The record is from RefSeq and is a predicted model, not a curated record. The transcript is spliced from 4 exons.